Molecule: messenger RNA, 2107 nt
Organism: Durusdinium trenchii
Lineage: Eukaryota; Dinophyceae; Suessiales; Symbiodiniaceae
Source: the annotation of a GenBank genome assembly
GGCUCAAAGUAGAGGGCUUGCCGUGAAUGGUCGUGCAGCGUUGCGCAUUUGCUUGAGGCGUUUUGAAGCUCCAUCAAAUGGAGUCUUCAACAGAUGAGGAACAACUCUUGCCACCACAUCAGCUCAAAGUGAAGGCCUAUAGCCGUUGGUGGCCAGCUGUUGCUGCACUUGGCUGCUCCGCUCUUGUCUUGAGGUCGGUGCUCAACACCGACACGGCAAAGGAUGUCAGGCAGUUGGAAACAUCUGGAGGAAUUUUCUAUAGUUCAAAUGGUCAGACGGAAGUGCAUUUCGAGUUGAGUCGUCAACGGAUUUCGGCAGCUGACAUCGAGCAAAUUUGGCCAGGUAUCAACGUCCACUUCGAUGAGGGCACUGGUACUGUGACGUCCCAAAGCUUGAGCGACUACACAGCGCAGCUCCUCUCAGAGCCCUCCCCUUUUGGUGGUCAGCAAGGGGCUGUAAAGAUCCCUGCAGGUCAAAGCUCAAGCGAUCAGCUGGACUGGGGACAAUACGUGGUCUACACCAGGAAGCAGGUUUGCUACAUAGCGGCGCUGAUUGCCUCUGGGAAUGAAGCGGCAGACUAUCACAGUGGUCUCAGCCAACUCAUUCCUCCGGACAAAUGCACCACAGGUGAUCUCUACCAAGCUGGCUUCAACCGAGCACUGCUGGGUUUGUUGGCGGCUUGCUCCGUAGAUCCAACGUUGGCAGAUGGAGGUCAAGGCCCCGUGCUCAUUGUUGCGAAGAGCACAGAUGAUCUGAGCAAGGCUCCUUCUUUGGACAACUCGGGUGUGCCUCUUGCUGAUGUUCCUCUCCGCACUUGCCGCUUCCGUGAUGGAUCUACAGGAAACCCACCCCUCUCGGACAUUCCGCAAACACCACAAGAAGCAUGUAACGACGAUGACUCCUUUCCUGUCGACUUCAUGAGGAGCGGCAAUUCUUUGAAAGGACAAGUCAUGGUGGACAUUACCGCAGCUUGGAUCGGUGGGUACAUCCUCGCACACAAAGGCUGUGGUGGAUUUGAUGGAGGGCAAGACGAACGGCUGAUGACGACCAUGCCAGAAGUCAUGGUUCUCAGCUUCUUCAUGUCCCAAGAGGCCUCGCCAAUUGCCAGUGAAGGCGUUUCCUUGCUGGUGCCUGCCUAUGUCAUCGGAGCCCGAAGGAUCUUUGCCAACUUUGAUGGGACCUCACGGGAUAUUGGCCCAGCUUUUAACCAAGGUAACCCUGUGGUAAAUCUGGCUGUGCCCAUGACCUCAGACCUGGUCCCGGUGCAGAUUGGUGGACAGAGUGCCCAGAUGAGUGCGAUGAGUCCCUUUUUAGGUUUUCAGAGCAUCAAUCAACAAGCUGGGCUGGCCAAUGAUGUUCCUCCAUGCAGGCUUAACCAGAAUCCCAUCCAGUUCCAGACGAGCGGGGAUUAUGGCUUCGAGAACCAGGUCAAAGCUUGGUACAAUGCAGUGUCCUUGCAAUUCUGGCACCCCGACGUCCAGGUGAUAUUGAAAUCCAUGGCUAAGUCCAUUGGCUCUGGUCCCUGGGGAUCAGGAGUAUGGUGGGGCAACAGCCAGAUCUUCGCACUGGUCGCCUGGAUGGGCCAAGCGUUGGCUCAACAAUCUUGGGACCAGGCUCCCUUUUUGGACUACUACAUCUACUCAAGCUUCACAGAGAACCCCUCCAACCAAUGUCUAAUCCAUGCGAGAGAAGACUGCAUCAAGUGCCUGCAAAGCUGCGACGAUGCAUUUGCAGGACCUGGCACGACGCAGAGAUAUUGCUGCAUGGAACCGCAGCCGUGGAUCCCAUCCUCUGGGCUCUUUCCGCAAACCAAUGACGGCAAGCCUUGCAUUCCCACGGACUUGCACGAGCAGAUCUGUGGUGAGAAUGGCUUUGCACACGUGUAUGACCAUUUCAAAGGCUCGACGGUCGGAGAACUCUGGAACGCUGUGAAAACUGCAGCUGCGACCGUGGAGGCGGAUCCGACAGCAACAACUUUGUUUGAUGCUAUGCUGCGCUGACACCAUAGUGAUUAGAGCGGGAGAACAAAGAUUCUCUUGGCGAAAACUGUGCUUAGCUUGCUUGAGCAAAAAGGGGUCUUGGUUUUGGCUUUGUCGGGACCCUUCAC